AUGGGUGGAAUGCCCUUCCCGUGGGCGCUCCCGACCAGCGGGUCCCCUCCAAGCUCGCCGCCGUCGUCGCCCGUCUCCAGCACCAGCGUGUGGCACCGGCCUCAGCCAGCUCGGGCAGCGUCCUUCACCAUCGACGCCAUCCUCGGCCGCCGCCAGCAGGAGGUCGAGAACGCCGGAAGGUCGCUGUCCCUGCGGCGGGAGGAGCGCCACCCGCGCCCGUCUCCCUACCCCGCCGUCAGCAGCGAGCAGGGCGGCGCCAACAGUGCCAGCGCCGCCAGCACCGCCGGGUCCUCGGCCAAGGCGAAGGUGAAGCGCGUGAGGACGAUCUUCACGGCCGAGCAGCUGGAGCGGCUGGAGGCGGAGUUCGCCCGCCAGCAGUACAUGGUGGGGCCCGAGAGGCUGUACCUCGCAGCGGCGCUCAACCUGACCGAGGCGCAGGUGAAGGUGUGGUUCCAGAACCGUCGCAUCAAGUGGCGCAAGCAGUACAUGGAGCAGCAGCACGCCAAGCUGGCCGGGAACCAGGACGCCGCGCGGCACUCCGACGACGGCGCUGAAGCCGCCUCGUCCUUGGACGGACGCACGUCCCCUCUCGUGGAGAUCCCCGCGUCCCCCGCGACGCCCAACAGCAGCGGCGAACUUCAGGACGACCAGCAGGAGCCUCAGCAGGAGCACCAGCCCAGCGCCCGCCCGCCCCACAGCGCGCCCGCCUACCCUUCCUACCUGGCGGCAACGUUGACGGCGGCGGCGUACGCGGAGCAGCAGCAAAGCGAGCCGGCGGACCUGACCACGGGCGCCGCCAGAGCCAAGUGA
This is a messenger RNA of Penaeus indicus, 810 nucleotides long. RefSeq names its product homeobox protein Hox-B2a-like. Lineage: Eukaryota; Metazoa; Arthropoda; Malacostraca; Decapoda; Penaeidae. Gene Ontology annotation, molecular function: RNA polymerase II cis-regulatory region sequence-specific DNA binding; DNA-binding transcription factor activity, RNA polymerase II-specific. Bases 1 to 810 code for a protein of 269 amino acids. The record is from RefSeq and is a predicted model, not a curated record. Gene Ontology annotation, biological process: central nervous system development; neuron differentiation; regulation of transcription by RNA polymerase II. Gene Ontology annotation, cellular component: nucleus. The transcript has a single exon.